AGGUCUCCUGAAAACUUUGAACCAGAAAUCUACGAUCGUGAGGGCAAGGGAGCAUACAGGUAACUCAGUAUUAUUUUACUUGUUUUCUCAUGAAUAGUUUGUAAGGACAAUGCCUCAUUUUUCAAAUCAUAUUCAGGGAAUGCAAUUAAAAUGUCAUUCUUCAUCAUUGUUUGUUCUACAGGUUCCAGUGCCCCAGUGCAGGUCUGUUCCAGUGCAGUAUAACAGGCCUGGUGUUUAGGAUGGAGGGAGAGGGAGAGGUGCUCUAUAGGACAGUCCCCUGGAACAGGAGGCUUCUAGCCAAGAGAGGCAAGAGACCUGCAGGACCCCUGUUCAACAUUGACUGCUCUCAGAAGUCUGUCUGUCAACUACGCCUCCCACACUGUGAGAUUCAUUCUGGUAAGUAAUACAUUUCCAGGGAGGUUAUAGACUAUGUAUUCUUAAUCACCAUCAGUAGCAUCACUACUCCACUACUUGGUUGUUUUUGUCAUCUGAACAGAAGACUAAUGUUCUCUUUCUCUCCUAGAGGGUGGAUGUGACUUCCUGUCUGUAGCCCAUGUGACUGAUGAUGACACUAUGGAGUUUCUCCAUCUCCAUGAGACAACAGAAACUCAUGUCAUAUUAAACAUCAAUGGAUUCAGCAAAUAUGGCAUCACCAAGGAUAAGAAAGCUCCUGUCUCUCCUAUCCGUGGUCUGGUGCUACUAUUUUACCAACUCCCAGAUGAUAAAAAUAAUUCCACCCUAAAUGUGUUGUUGCUGCCCAGAAAUGUUGACAUUGAUGAGGUAAGUAGAUUAGAGUUGUCAAACUCUUCUUUCGUUAGAAUUCUAUCAAACUCGUACUGUUGAACUCACCUUUUGCCUUAUUUUGGGGUGUAACGUAACACUAAAUGGUGAAUCCAGACCAGGGGGGUCUCUCGCUCGCCAACCCAACAUCUUAACCAUUACAUCAAGAUGAUACCCUCAAGGUCCGAGGGCGACAUUUGGGCUUCCAUGUUUCAGGCAGGGCUUACUGUCACGACUUCCUCCUAAGCUACUUCCUCUCCUUGUUCGGGCAGGCUUCGGCGUUCGCCGUCACCAGCCUUCUAGCCACUGCCUCUCCUCAUCUCAUCAUUCCAUUUGUUUUGUCUUGUUUAUUACACACACCUGGUUUCAAUUCCCCUCAUCAGUACCUGUAUAAGUGUUUCCUCUGCCCCCUUGUCUUUGUGUGUGAUUGUUUAUUGUGGAGGUUAUAUGAGCUCGGUGGAGCGCCUUGUACCUUGUAUCGACAUGUAUACAGAAUAAACCUUUAUUCUGUGAUUUACCCUCCUGUGCCUGACUCCGUCCAAAUCACACACCACAGCUACCUCAUCAUGACAGUAUGCUCCAAUCCAUUUUCAAUCCUCUCAAGGUGUGUGAGAAAAGGAGGAGAAGGAAUGGAGACAGAGAAAAAUACAUUGAAAUAAAUCCUAACUGUAGACUAACCCCGGACCAAGAAUACACCCUCUCCACCGAUCUUACAGAUGAACAUCACAUAGAUCCAAAGGUAGGCUAAUAUAUAUAUGACAUGAGCUAGAGAGAGAGAGGAAAUGUGUUAACACAUGUAAAUUAUUUUUGUUAUGCUACCUUGAUAAGUAAUAGAAAUCACAUACAAUUCUGUUUGACUUGAUACUUAUGCAUUUUUUUCCAGGAAGCAGAGUUUGUGGAUUAUGAUUCCUAUACAAACUACAUGCCAACAUUCCUGUUGCGUUUAAAAACUGUUGUUGAAGAAGUGAAUCUUCUUCUGGAAGAACAUGACGGUCCUGAAAAUGAAUGUGUAUGGAACCGCCUUGUUUCACUACCAGGUAACUGAAAUUCAGAGAGAGUAGGAGUUACUAUAGAACUAGUAGUAAUAGUAGCAUUUUACAUUUACAUUUUACAUUAGUAGCAAUCAUCAUAAUAGUAUGGUAGUAGUGCUGUUGUUGAUUUAAUCUAAUUAUGAUACAAUUGAUUAUUUCACCAUAUAAAUGUAGUACAUCACCUUCUCUUUUAAUCCACAGCCUCACCAACAGAAGUGAAGUCUACA
Coregonus sp. 'balchen' is the source of this 2038-nucleotide messenger RNA. The record is from the annotation of a GenBank genome assembly. Lineage: Eukaryota; Metazoa; Chordata; Actinopteri; Salmoniformes; Salmonidae.